Anthostomella pinea is the source of this 474-nucleotide messenger RNA. The record is from the annotation of a GenBank genome assembly. NCBI's taxonomy places the organism in Eukaryota, Fungi, Ascomycota, Sordariomycetes, Xylariales, Xylariaceae.
AUGAAGUGCUUCGCAGGUCUCGCUCUUUGCCUUGCCGCCAUGACCAUGGCCUUGCCCACCGACCUCGGUAGCAGCGUUGCCACUGCCCACACCGAUGCCCAGGAGUACGACACCGCUCCCACCAAUGACACCGCUUCAUUCAACAGUACCACUCCCGCCAACGAUACCGCUCCGGCCACCGGUCCUGAUGGCGAUGAGAAGGGAAAGACGUCUGGCGGUACACGUACCAAUGCUACCAGUCCUCUGGUUCCUCUUCAGCGACAACCCGAGACUGUGGCGCCCCGAACUGCUGGUGCCAAGGAUACGAUGCAAGACCGUGUCCCCAAAAGGGACAGUGCUGAAGGUAGGGGGGACUGGGGUUAUGGCUGGAGCGCUGAGGUCAUUGCGAGGGAUCUGGACUUGAUCACGAGGCAGAUACCCAUGGUACUCAGUUCACAACAAGAGGCGGUUAGUGAGGUCUUGCAAUUUCCAUAA